Messenger RNA from Helicoverpa armigera (cotton bollworm), 2074 nucleotides. Its product is annotated as mitochondrial glycine transporter A. NCBI's taxonomy places the organism in Eukaryota, Metazoa, Arthropoda, Insecta, Lepidoptera, Noctuidae. Gene Ontology annotation, cellular component: mitochondrial inner membrane; mitochondrion. Gene Ontology annotation, biological process: glycine import into mitochondrion. The record is from RefSeq and is a predicted model, not a curated record. The transcript has 6 exons. Gene Ontology annotation, molecular function: glycine transmembrane transporter activity. The coding region runs from base 628 to 1509 and encodes 293 amino acids.
UAUCAUGUGGGGUGCGCGAGUGCGACCUUCCACCUCGCUCACCCGCGAUGCCUCGUCCCUCGUCUGCUUCUGAUAACAACACAAUAUAAAUGAUCGCCUAUAGUCGGCCCGCACUAUACUCGCUCAGUGUUCGUUCACCUACGUACUUGUGUGCGCGAUCUACGUAUCUAUCGCUCGCCUACAUUUACUUCAGCCCGCGCAGUUUUAUUUACGUUCAGUUCUCGCAGUCCUCAUGGCUAAAUUCAUCUACUGUGAUUUUCUUUCUCCCAAUUAAGUUUAUCCAGUGUUUUUGAAAGUGGACUCACAAGUGUUACAAACUUUCUGUGAACGCACUCAUUGCGUUACUAACGUGUCUUUUAAAAUUUACACUGGCACCAGCAUACAUGCAUUUUUCAAGCGAGGUGUUGCAAAAAAUGACCAUUGUUCUCAUGUACCGCAUCAACCCUAUCUACUAUUCAGACUACUCGGAUACGAUCUAAAUUAUUACCUGAAGCUCUAUCUUCUAAAAAGCUCUCUCUGUCAUUGGCUAUUUCACUUUGAAUACUACAAGUUCGGAGUAUAUUCCAAAGACAUCACCUGACAAAGGAAUUUUCUCGUCAACCGAAAAGGAAUUGACGAUAAACCAAAAUGGAUAUUGUGGCAAAUUACCACCCAGUGUUCAAGGCAUUUCUCGCCGGUUCUUUCUCCGGGACCUUCAGCACUAUAUUGUUCCAGCCGCUUGAUUUGGUGAAGACUCGUCUACAGAACCCUACUCAACAUGUUGUUGCGGCGACUGUCAACAGCCGAAUCCAACCCGGGAUGAUGACGAUUUUCACGAACAUCAUUCGGCAAGAACAAAUAGUGGGGCUAUGGCGUGGGAUGGUUCCCUCCAUAGCUCGCUGCGUGCCUGGAGUGGGAAUCUAUUUCUCCUCCCUGCAUUGGCUCAAGGCCAAGAUGGGGAAGUCUAAAGGCGACCUCGGUGCCUUGGAAGCUGUCACGUUAGGAGUCGUUGCAAGGACCAUGAGUGGAGUUGCUCUGAUACCUAUUACUGUGAUCAAAACUAGAUACGAAUCUGGAGUGUACAAAUACAACAGUCUGGGUGGUGCUCUGAAGGCUAUUUACAAAGCUGAAGGGUUCCGUGGCCUGUCUUGCGGCUUAGGACCAACUUUAGCCAGAGAUGCGCCAUUUUCGGGCCUGUACCUCAUGUUCUACUCUCAAACGAAGCAAAGCGUACCUAAAGAAUGGAUGCAAUCACCAACAGCUGCAAGCGCCGUCCACUUCAGUUGCGGCAUACUAGCCGGGAUCGCGGCGUCACUCGCGACCAACCCGGCUGACGUACUGAAGACCAAUAUGCAGCUGUAUCCAGACAAGUUUCCAAACGCUUUCAGUGCCGCUGUUUAUGUACAUCAGACAUACGGUGUUAGAGGAUAUUUCAAGGGUGCAGUACCAAGGAUGUUGCGUCGCACUCUAAUGGCCGCCAUGGCCUGGACUGUCUUCGAAGAAGUUACCAGAUCAAUCGGCUUGAAAUGAGAUUCUUUCUAGUUUAAUUCUACCAACUUGUGAUUUUUCUAAUGAUGUUAUUGGUUUGAUGUUCCUAGUUUUUGCAUCAUUAUGUAUUCGAAUAUAAUUCUAUGCUUUAAUUUAGUUUAGUUAUUCUUCUUAGGGUUAAUACAAUUUGUGAUAUGUGACCUGUAUUCGGUUUUAUUGUUAUUCGAUUUACAUGCCGUUUGUAUUUUGUUUCUUUUUCUAUGUUAUUCAAUCUAUAACCUUCGCCUAUAGGCCAGUUGUAUUGUAUAGAGGGAAUAUUUAGAUAGACUUAUUAUUGAUAUUGACAAUGUGCAUGGUUGUGUCAUCGAAUUACUAUUAUCCUUCUCUAACACAUAGAGCGAGAAAGAGACAGUGAAUGAGAACUGUCAAAUUGUUGACGAAAUGAUAUUUACGUCUCUUUCUAAUUAUCUGUGGGCGAGAGAGAAAAUAAUAUUUUAAUUUGGUGCACAAUACUAACAGUCUUUAUUUUUAUAGUGUUACACUUUUACGUUUACAAUGUAGACCACAUAGCCUUGUUUUAAUAAAGAAAAUAUAUUUUAUUUAAAUA